AUGCCAAAGAGGAUUCUGGGAGGAGGCCGAGUGUUGGGAAGCGGAAGGUCUCUAACUCCUACUGCCCCCACACCCUCUCCGCACAGGCAGUCCCGCAUCCUCUCCCCGACAUCCAGCAGCGUUUCCCUCAAUUCCCAGGGCUCCACCUCUCAAUUCUCAGCAGAUACGCAGGAUAUAGUGUCCCGAAUAUCGCUGGGAAAUGGCGAUUCAUCUUCAUCUCGGGCUUCCAUGGCGGCAGGAAGUUCCCGUCUCGCUUGCCCCAUUUGCAACGAGGAGAUGCUUACAUUGCUGCAACUUAACAGACACCUUGACGAUACACACCCCAAUCUCGAGGACGACCGGCAGAUUGAAGUGAAGGACUGGUUCCAGAUACAGGUCGAAAAGGCAAAACGAUUUCAGCCGCUGGCUGUUCUGAAUCAAAAGCUUAAGGGCCUCGAUGUCUUCGAAUCCAACAACCAUACCCCGCUCUCCGUUUCCACGCCCAGCCGCACUCCUUCAGGUCAGAUAGCUUCUGAGCCACUAAAGAUAGUGGAUCCGGAUGAAGUGGUUACAAGAGAGCAUUGGCAACCGCGUGGUUUGUAUGAUGUUUGUUUGGAACCGCUAUGCCAGAAGAGACUUUCCGUUACUUCCGGCAGCGUGAACUGCCGCAAAUGCGGGAAACUCUUUUGCGAGGAGCAUACUAUGUAUCAGAUGAAACUCUCUAGAUCCGCACAACAUGAACCUGUUCGUGGAUAUUGGUGUAGGGUAUGUGAGACUUGUUACAAGUCGAGGGAGGGAUACAAUGACCAUAAUGGCCAGAAACGCGAUCACACCUCAGAAUUCACCAAAAUACGUAGACAGAAGGUGGACAAGGCAUUCCUGGAAGUCUCGCGACUGGAAAAGCGCCUCACUCGGCUGACCCAGUUACUAUCUACUCUUCCCCCGGACCAGAUUCAACCAGGGGCCAAUAAACUAUGGUCAAUAGCAUGGCAGAAUGAUCAGAGGAAGAAGCUCGAACAAUCUGUUGUGAGCUGGGAAGACGAUGCUAGUGUGUCAAGAUGCCCAUUUUGCCAGCAAGAUUUUUCGAGUUACACGUUCCGGAGACAUCAUUGUCGAACCUGUGGGAGGGUCGUCUGUGGUGAUCCCGUAACAGGAUGCUCUUUGGAAAUAGGUUUAGACAUUGCUACCAACUCCCAAGUGUCCGAAAAGCCUACGACUGCCAGCGAAACACUCAGCAUCGACAUUCGUCUUUGCAAGGAGUGUAAGUCAACUAUAUUUGACCGAAGAGAAGUCUCACAAGACCUCCUCAAAGUACCCCCAGAUCUUCGGGUAUAUAGGAAUCUUGCACAGUUUGAGAAAGGCAUUCGUUUGCUAUUACCCAGAUUUCAAAAACUGCUUUCCGCUUUACAAGAUCCAGAGAACCCUCCUUCCCCGACCCAACUUACCGAUGCCGCCAAAGUCCGUAGACGCCUCAUGGAUUCCUUUGCUCAAUACGACAUCGCCGCUAGACGAAUUCGUGACCUCCCAACAUCAUCUCCAACACAAUCCAAGCUCCAAAAAGCUAUAUACCACCAAGCCACGAAUUUCCUGCACCUCCAUAUGCUUCCCCUAAAAUCACUGCCCAAGGUCUUAAAACACGCCACUCCCCACGGCACUAGAUUCCCCAUCAAUGAUAACACCGCAAAUGGCACCAAGAACGCUCUCGCCACAAUAAAAUAUGGCAACCAUGAGAACGCAGGUAGCGCUACCAGUCUAGCUAGCGACAACAGCAGCGCCAUCUCCGCCCUGGAAACUGAAGAAAAAUCCCUCCGUGAGCGUCUCAUCGUGCUCGAAGAGCAGAAAUUUUUCGUCAAUGAAAUGGUGGCAGAUGCCAACCGCAGACGCAAAUUCGAUGAGGCUAGCAGCCUGGCCCAAAAUGCUGAGGAUCUCAAUAAGGAGAUUGAUCGUGUUAGUGGGAUGAUCGGCCAGCUAGAUUUUGAGGGAUUGUAUGUCAACAAGCUUGGGUGA
Messenger RNA from Paracoccidioides brasiliensis Pb18, 1986 nucleotides. RefSeq lists its product as uncharacterized. Bases 1 to 1986 code for a protein of 661 amino acids. Gene Ontology annotation, biological process: DNA repair. The transcript is spliced from 6 exons. The record is from RefSeq and is a predicted model, not a curated record. Gene Ontology annotation, molecular function: DNA binding; metal ion binding.